This is a messenger RNA of Symbiodinium sp. CCMP2456, 1269 nucleotides long. The record is from the annotation of a GenBank genome assembly. NCBI's taxonomy places the organism in Eukaryota, Dinophyceae, Suessiales, Symbiodiniaceae.
AUGGAGCCACGGAACGUGGAGGAAUGGUUCGAUUUCACACCAGAUCUGUUGUUGGACGACAGCUGGGUGGAGGUGGACAUUGCAGAGCAUUCGGCUAAAGCUGCCAUAUACCAUUCCGAAUGCCAGUGGGGUGGUCAUUUGGUCAAAUUCGUGCUGAGCGGUGUGGUUGUUCGCAACCCGCCCCUGAUUAAAAGCCAUGUCCUGGUGCGACCAGAAGUCAGGGCCCUGCAUGAGAACGCGGCGGAGGCUGUCUUCGCACCCGAAUUGCUGGAACUGCACGAUCCUGGCACUACCACUCUGCAACAGUUUUCCUCCUGGGGUUUGCUUCGCCUGGGCAGUCUGCUUUUUGCCGAUCUAGAAGCACCAUUCCGGAAGAAUUCGAGUGAUUUGCGGUGCUCGUCUGCUGCAAGCUAUCAGAACCUCCGGCGUGACUAUCCGGAUUUCGGUGACAGCGCGUUAUCUUUCUACCAGGAUGGAGUCGGUCGUGCUGGUUUGUUGGUGUGCCAUCCGUGUGAAGAGGAUGGCAGGUUUGAUGUGAUUGGCGUUUUCAAUGUGCCACAUGAGAAGUUCGUUUAUUGGUCUGCAAUUCACUUCAAUCUUGUCUUGGAGUCAGCGCAAAGAGUCGCAGACAGAUUCUUGAAUGGUCCGAGCAUUUCCACGAUGCGUGAGAGUGAUGAAUCGUUUUACAUGGUUUUGACGAUACAGAGUUGCAAGCGUGGCUUGCCUCUGGUCCCUUUGGUUACAGACGAGCUGCCAACGACCACAAUCGUUGCAGGAGAACGCCUUGGUCUGGAUCGCUGGAUACGUUUCAACCCGGAGUCGGUUGGCAGCUCCAAGUUCUACCUGUCGGAGUACAUCAAAGUAUUGCUGUCCAAUGUUGGGGAGAAUAUUGACGCCUACAACUCCAUGGAUGGACGUACUCUCAUGCCCUAUCAGUGUGCCGUACGCCGUGAGCAGUGGAUUUCAUUGAGGACACGAUUCAUUGAAGUCUUCCUCUUGCAGAAAACUGCUUACCGGCGUGCCAAUGGCGGGUCCACAGCACCAAGCAUGCAUGAAGGCGUCGAGCCACGUUUCAGUCCGGACACCUCCGUGAUGCUGCUGAGAGAGCGUCUACUUCGCGGCAAAUCGCAGACUUCACAUCAGAAAGUGCUGGUGCGGCGUACUUUUCUCGAGCUGGAGGAGGAGGAGGAGUACAAGAUGGGUAGAGACCAGCGGCGACACAAGACCACAACUGUGUUGCCGGAGAGCUCUCCAAUCCUCGCGGCCUAA